Mesocricetus auratus (golden hamster) is the source of this 1537-nucleotide messenger RNA. Its product is annotated as leukocyte immunoglobulin-like receptor subfamily B member 4. Lineage: Eukaryota; Metazoa; Chordata; Mammalia; Rodentia; Cricetidae. Bases 65 to 1267 code for a protein of 400 amino acids. Gene Ontology annotation, molecular function: inhibitory MHC class I receptor activity. The transcript is spliced from 11 exons. Gene Ontology annotation, biological process: cytokine-mediated signaling pathway. The record is from RefSeq and is a predicted model, not a curated record.
UGGUUCUACAGAGCAUAGUCAGACCAGCGUGGGCGCACAAGUGAGAACAAUACCGAGACUCGCCAUGAUCCCAGUGUUCAUUGUGCUGCUGUUCCUUGGUCUGAGUAUGGAAUACAAGACUGAAGUACUGGCAGGUUCUCUCCCAAAGCCCCUCAUCUGGGCUGAGCCAAGCUCCUUCAUUGCUCAACAUAUGCCUGUGACUAUUUGGUGCCAGGGGUCCUGGGAUGCCCAGCAAUAUUUUCUGAGUAAAGGGGGAAGCAUAGAUCCUUGGGACACACAGAACCCUCUGAAAACAAAGAAUAAGGCCAGGUUUAACAUCCAAUACAUGACAGAGCAAUAUGCUGGGAUAUAUAAGUGUUCUUAUAUGAGCCCUGGUGGAAGAUCAGAACACAGUGACAUCUUGAAGCUGGUGAUGAUAGGAGCUUAUGCAAAACCAAGCCUGUCAAUCUGGCCCCACCAUGCUGUGUCCUCAGGAGUGUCCUUAAGCAUGAACUGUAGCUCAUCACUGAGAUUUGGCAUGUUCAUUCUGAACAAGGAAGGAAACCACAACCUCUCCUGGACCCUGGAUUCAGAGGAACAGGCCAAGCAUUCAAUCCAUGCUCACUUUGUUCUGGCCUCUGUGACUACCAACUACAAUGGGACAUUCAGAUGCUAUGGCUGUUUUAGGAAUAAUCCCCAAGUAUGCUCAGCAUCAAGUGACCCUCUUGAUGUCCUGAUCUCAGAAUCCAAGGACCAGUUCCAAACUCACAGUGGGAAUGGACUAGGAAGAUACCAGAAAGUUCUGAUUGGAGUCUUGGUGACCCUUCUCUUUAUUUUCUUCCUCCUGUUUCUUCACAUCCUCUUCCGUUAUCAGCGUAAACGCAAAGAGAAGAAUACAGCCCAAGGAGAGACCAACUUGCAUCUUCUUGCAGGGGCUCCAGAGCCAACACCCAGGGAUAGACUCCCUCAGAAGAGAUCCAAUCCAGAUGCUGCCAUCAAGGAAGAAAAGCAGUACACUUCUGUGAAGGACACACAACCUGAGGAGAGUCUAGAGCUGGACAGUUGGAAACCACCUGAUGAAGACCCCCAGAGAAUUGUGUAUGCCCAGGUGAAACACUCCAGGCUUCAGAAGACAGGGUUUACCUCUCCCUCCUCACUGUCAGGAAAAGUAUUGGACAUGAAGAACAGCCAAUCAGAAGAGAACAAAGAGAUACACUCUCAGGCAACUACAUCCAAGGAACCCCAGGAGGUGACUUAUGCCCAGUUAUGCAGCAGGACACUGAAAUAGGACAACAGCUCAGACCAGUAAACAGCCAUCACAAGAAGAAUACCCUAACCCCGCAUUCCAUGGACAGAAAUUAGGAGACAUCUAAGAUAAAAUAUGUCCCUAGUGCACUCUGUCUAAUGAAUGACAGCCAUCAUGCAAACAUCAUGCAUCAUAAGGAGACUCUCAGAAAUUUGGGAACCAUCUUGAUUCUUUGGUCAGAGAUUAACUAAUGUCCUACAUUUUGUACGUAAAGUCAAAUCCUUCUCAAUAAACAGUGAAAUGAGAAAGAAA